Messenger RNA from Melanotaenia boesemani (Boeseman's rainbowfish), 5749 nucleotides. RefSeq names its product nicotinamide nucleotide transhydrogenase (gene nnt). Gene Ontology annotation, cellular component: mitochondrial inner membrane. NCBI's taxonomy places the organism in Eukaryota, Metazoa, Chordata, Actinopteri, Atheriniformes, Melanotaeniidae. Bases 135 to 3398 code for a protein of 1087 amino acids. Gene Ontology annotation, molecular function: NADP binding; NAD binding. Gene Ontology annotation, biological process: NADPH regeneration; proton transmembrane transport. The transcript is spliced from 22 exons. The record is from RefSeq and is a predicted model, not a curated record.
CUUUGAGCGGACACCUUCCGGGUCGACGGAAAGUUCGCUAGUGCUGCACAGGGCCCCGGACUGUCUGCAAAGGAGGGCUGCUGUCUGUCCUGUUGAGCUCCUCCUGCAGUGUGAGAGUCAGGUGUGUGUGCACCAUGGCGAGCCUCCUGCGUAUUGUGGCGACCAGCUGCUCAGCCCCUGUGUUCAGCAGCGUGUCCUGUGUGAAGGUGCAGAGUUGCCGUGCUUUUAAAUCAUCCUCUGUGAGGUUUUUCAGGACCCAGCAAGCUCUCUGGCGAAGCACAAGUCCAGGUGUCCCAUACAAGCAACUCACAGUCGGUGUUCCCAAAGAAAUUUUCCAGAAUGAGCGACGUGUGGCGCUGUCUCCAGCCGGUGUCCAGGCUCUCAUCAAACAGGGUUUCAAUGUCGUUGUGGAGUCAGGUGCUGGAGAGUCUUCCAAGUUCCCUGACGAACAGUACGCCCAGGCUGGAGCAACAAUUAAAGACAUAAAAGAUGUCCUGGCAUCUGAUGUGUUGGUUAAGGUCCGUGCGCCUACAUUCAACCCUGCAUUGGGUGUCCAUGAGGUGGAAAUGAUGAAGGAAGCGGCAACUUUAGUCAGCUUUAUCUACCCAGCUCAGAACUCUGAGCUGAUGGACAUGCUGUCACAGAAGAAAGCUACCGUUCUGGCUAUGGACCAAGUGCCCAGAGUGACCAUCGCUCAGGGUUAUGAUGCUCUGAGCUCCAUGGCAAACAUUGCAGGGUACAAGGCAGUUGUACUGGCAGCUAACAGCUUCGGGCGUUUUUUCACUGGACAAAUCACAGCAGCUGGAAAAGUGCCUCCUGCAAAGGUGCUGAUUAUUGGAGGGGGUGUUGCUGGGCUAGCUUCAGCUGGUACUGCCAGGGCCAUGGGAGCCAUCGUCAGAGGGUUUGAUACCAGAGCUGCAGCUUUGGAGCAGUUUAAAUCUCUGGGUGCAGAGCCACUGGAGGUGGACAUUAAGGAGUCAGGGGAAGGCCAGGGAGGCUACGCCAAGGAAAUGUCAAAGGAGUUCAUAGAGGCAGAGAUGAAGCUGUUUGCCAAACAGUGUCAGGACGUGGACAUCGUCAUCAGCACUGCUCUUAUUCCUGGUAGGCGGGCUCCUAUCCUAAUCACCAGACCUAUGGUAGAGAGCAUGAAGGAUGGCUCAGUGGUGGUGGACUUGGCUGCUGAGGCUGGUGGAAACAUUGAGACCACAGUACCUGGAGAGCUGUCAGUAUACAAGGGAGUGACCCACAUUGGCUACACAGACCUGCCCAGCCGUUUACCAACCCAGUCCAGCACGCUUUACUCAAACAACAUCACUAAGUUGCUGCGGGGAAUCAGCCCAGACAAGGAGAACUUUUAUCUUGAUGUCAAGGAACAGUUUGACUAUGGAACCCCGGAUCACGUUGUCAGAGGAUCGAUCGUCAUGCAGAAUGGAAAGAACCUGUUUCCUGCUCCCCUGCCCAACAACGUGCCCACUGCAGCUCCUCCAAAACCCAAGUCUGUCCAGGAGCUUGAGGCAGAGAAGGCUUCACAAGUCUCCCCCUUCAGGGCUACACUCACCACUGCUGGCUUGUACACUGGAGGUGCUGCCACCAUGCUGGGCCUGGGCCUGUCGGCUCCUAACGCCGCCUUCACUCAGAUGGUCACCACCUUCGGUCUUGCUGGCAUUGUGGGAUACCACACAGUAUGGGGAGUCACUCCAGCUCUGCACUCUCCACUCAUGUCUGUCACCAACGCCAUUUCAGGUCUGACAGCUGUGGGUGGUCUGUCCCUGAUGGGAGGCGGCUACUUGCCAAGUACUACUGCAGAGACACUGGCUGUGCUCGCUGCCUUCAUCUCCUCCGUCAACAUUGCUGGUGGUUUCCUGGUGACCCAGAAGAUGUUGGACAUGUUCAAACGUCCCACUGAUCCUCCUGAGUACAACUACCUCUACCUGCUUCCUGGUGGUGCCUUCAUUGGAGGUUACGCUGUCGCUCUGCAAUCUGGAUACAACAUUGAACAGAUGAUGUACUUGGGCUCAGGUCUGUGCUGUGUCGGUGCCUUGGCUGGCCUUUCUAACCAGACCACAGCCCGGUUGGGUAAUGCUCUGGGUAUGAUGGGAGUGGCUGGAGGGAUCAUUGCCACUCUGGGUGCUCUUAAACCUAAUCCUGAACUCCUGGCACAGAUGAGUGCAGCUAUGGCUGUGGGUGGCACUGCUGGCCUCACCAUUGCUAAGAAGAUCCAGAUCAGUGACUUGCCCCAGCUUGUGGCUGCGUUCCACAGCUUGGUUGGGCUGGCUGCCGUGCUCACCUGUGUGGCUGAAUAUAUGAUUGAGUACCCCCACUUUGCCACAGACCCUGCAGCCAACCUCACCAAGAUCGUAGCUUACCUCGGCACCUACAUCGGUGGAAUUACUUUUAGCGGCUCUUUGGUGGCGUAUGGCAAACUGCAAGGUAUGCUGAACAGUGCCCCUCUGAUGCUUCCUGGCCGUCAUGCUCUCAAUGCUAGUCUCAUGGCAGCAAGUGUUGGUGGCAUGAUUCCCUACAUGCUGGAUCCAAGCUACACCACUGGCAUCACCUGUCUUGGAUCAGUUUCUGCCCUCUCUGCUGUCAUGGGUGUCACCUUGACAGCAGCUAUUGGAGGCGCUGAUAUGCCAGUGGUCAUCACCGUACUCAACAGCUACUCCGGCUGGGCCCUGUGUGCUGAGGGCUUCCUGCUCAAUAACAACCUGCUGACCAUCGUCGGAGCUCUCAUCGGGUCAUCUGGAGCUAUUCUGUCAUAUAUUAUGUGUGUGGCCAUGAAUCGUUCUCUGGCCAAUGUCAUCCUGGGUGGUUAUGGCACAUCUUCCACCGGCACCGGAAAGCCCAUGGAGAUCACAGGGACACACACAGAGGUCAACGUGGAACAGACUGUUGACAUGAUUAAAGAGGCCCAUAACAUAAUCAUCACUCCAGGUUAUGGGCUCUGUGCAGCAAAGGCCCAGUACCCCAUCGCUGAGCUGGUGAAGAUGCUUAAAGAUGCCGGCAAGAAAGUGAGGUUUGGUAUUCACCCAGUGGCCGGCCGUAUGCCUGGUCAGCUUAAUGUGCUGCUGGCUGAAGCAGGUGUCCCAUACGAUAUUGUCCUGGAAAUGGAAGAGAUUAAUGAAGACUUCCCCGAAACUGACCUGGUCCUGGUGAUCGGCGCCAAUGACACGGUGAACUCAGCCGCCCAGGAAGACCCUAACUCCAUCAUUGCCGGUAUGCCCGUGCUGGAGGUCUGGAAGUCUAAGCAGGUGAUUGUAAUGAAGCGUUCUCUGGGUGUGGGAUACGCAGCUGUUGACAACCCCAUCUUCUACAAACCCAACACCGCCAUGUUGCUCGGUGAUGCUAAGAAGACAUGUGAUGCCCUGCAAGCCAAGGUUCGGGAGGCCCAGGGCCUGUAACACACCCUGCAGCACAGACACCUCCACUGAGAGCACAGGAAACAAGGCAGAGGUUUUUUUUUUUUUUCCAGAAGUACUGAAGUACUCCAACUGAGCGAAGAUGAUUACUGAGAUUAGAGGUUUUUGGCAAACCCUUCCUAAGAUCUCCAAAAAAAUAAUUGUUGCAGUAUGAGCCAUUCAAUGCAGAUACUGUAGAUUUACUUCCCAAUGAAGUCAUGUACGUGAGUACAGACAAUUCUCCUUGACCCCUCUUUUAUUUUUAGAUAUUAAAGGAAGGGUAUGUUACCAAUCUGAAUGUGCUUUGGGUAAUCUGUGGCAUAUUAACAGACUGUCAUGUUCAUUUUAGACAUAUGUAUUUAUGUAAAAACACAAACAAGAGUGUAGGAUUCAAGUGUCGGAUAUGUUCAGUUUCUCAGUUAAGAUGUUCUAGCAACUAGUCAAUAGCUCCAAGAAAACUUUAGACAAAUUAGAAUAAAAAGUCGUGAUGGUAAAUCACCAGAGGGAGUUCUUACAGACCGAAGCACCAACUCCUUGUCCUCACUGUAAAGUUUCCUUCCCCCCUUUCUCCAGAGUUUGACUUUUGUUUCAGUAACUCGGUGUUCCCUUCGAUAGAUCUACCUGCUCAUCUUUUUUUCUGUGUAAGUAAAGAGGAAAGAAAAAAAAAAAAAGCAGAAUGGUAUGACAGUUUUAUAAAGUUCUUUCAGUUCAAGUUUUAAACUGUAUUGUAAGAUGUUUGUAUUUAGUCCAAUGAUUAUCAUAAGCUUAAAGAUUUUCUGUAAGUAGUCAUGCUUUUUGCUUUUUUUUUUUUUCUUUUCUUUUCACCUCAGUGUGUUUUGUGACCUCCAUCAUUGUCUCGUGUGCUGCAACCACACUGGUGCAAAAACAGAAAAACAAACAAAAGCGACAACAAAAAAACUCCAUUCAAAGCUCCUUUGUUGAGCAAGUGAUGCAAUAAACCAGACAUCUUCGAGCUUCUACUGAGACCACAGCUGUCCUACUCUCACAGACUUUCUUGUUGCUCUGAUAGCUGAAUGGAGUUAAUGUUUUUGAACCAGGUGUGCUCCGUCAUCACGUGUUAUUGAGAUACAGUACAUGUCAUGCUUUUUUUUUUUUUUUGCCUUAAUGGCAAAGAAGGGUUUUUCUUUCCAUUUGUUUUUUCUUUGAUAAGUGAAUGUGGCUCAUCCACUCCAGCGUGUGUCCUCAUUACUGCUCUACAAGGAAAUGAAGGAUCACAGUUUGUAAAGUAUAGGGCCUUAUCUAUGUUGACCUGACUGUUGUAUGAGAAUCAAAACAAAAUGCCAAUAUUUAAUCAAAAUUAAUGUCACAUUUCAGAAUAUAUGAACUGUUAGGUAUUGAUAGGUGAGCACCUCUUAACUUUUUUUUCAUUUGUUGUUAAGCUUGAUCAUUUUUAUUAUUAACCUCACAUUGUGCCAAGCCUUCCCCUUUACCCUUUAAUCUUGGCGGAUGCUGCGAUGCAGACAAAGGUUUGGCUCAUGUGAAGUAGUUCAAGAAAGACUAGACAUUUUUGUGGUCCAGUAGUUUUUAAUUUUUAAAGUUUCAUUGCUUAAUAAAUACAUGAACUUUUACUUUUAUUCAUACAGAUGAAUAAGGAAUAAUAGAGAUUAGUAAACAGUUUGAUAAAUAAUUCGUUAGGUGAUAAAUCAGCGGACCACUUCACUUAAAAGCCUGUACAAGUAAGUGUAUACAAGUUAUUGAUUACAGUUUCAUCCUGGGACCUGAUACAUUGACCAUUACAACUAUCCUACCUCUCCAUAAAAUGACCAAUGCCUUUCCACAGGACCUUCACCUGACCAGUUUUAUUGACUCUCCCACAUGAUCGGACCUGUCAUUUUCUGACUCAGUUCAGCCAGUCAGCUCUCGUAUAUCCAAAACCAGGACCAGUAACCUUUUUUUUUGUGUUGGAUUUUCAACCAUCAAACCUCAGUUUUCUGCCAGCGAGUUUAUUCUAUUUUGCAAGUGUAGAGGUGCAGAUGUAAGAACAUUAGUGCUCUAACAUGUCAGUUUACACACAAGCCAUUUUUAAAGACUAUAAAUUUGGGAUAGUAUUUGUAGAUUUGCUACCAUUUUCGAAGAAAAGGUCAAACAAAAGAAGAUGAGGAAGGUUUCGGAAAUUUUUAAAGGUAUGCCCCUUAUUCCCCGUUUAAGCUUUUUUCUUUUCAAGGAGAGUAUUUUUGUAAAGAGGCAUCAUAUUUGUGCAGAGCAACAAUGGGGUUUUGAAGUUCUGUUUCAAUGCGCCAUGUUAGGAAGAUGAAAUGUACUGUGAAUUUGCUUUUCCCCUCAUUUGUUUAUCAUGGAACAUUUUCUUCCCUAAUAAACCGGUAUUUACACAA